AUGAAAACAAGUGAUGGUAAAUCUCGUUAUUUUGGUUUUAUUGGUUAUCGCACAGAACAAGAAGCAAAUGAGGCAUUAAAGUAUUUUAAUAAUACUUAUAUACAUACUUCAAGGAUCGCAGUUGAGAUUGCUAAACCUGUAAACGAUUCAUCACUUUCUAGACCUUGGAGUGCGCACAGUGUUGAAUUUUUGGAAGUUAUGCAACCAAGAUCAAAAUCUAAAACUUGGGCAAAUGAUGAUUUGACAAUUUUAGAUUCACAUUUGAAAAAUUCUAAAGUAAUAAACGAAAGCAAUCCUAUUAAAAAGAAUGCAAAAAUUGAAAAAUCAGAUGAUGAUGAACUUUAUCAAGAUUUACCAAAGCAAGGCAAGAAAGAUGUGACUAAAUCUGCAAAUAAUAAAAAUAAUAUGUCAAGUAGCGAGAGCGAAGAUGAAGAAAUGCAGGAUGUUGAUACGACUAUAGACUCGAUAUCAGAUACAGAUUGGCUCAAGUCAAGAAUGAGAGGAAAACUUGAUUUAGAAGAUGAAGGAGAGUCUUAUGAUACGAAUAAUGAUGAUAUACAAACACCCAACAAAGAGACAAUUAAUAGUAAUCAUUCCACCGAAGUUCCAGCAGAAGAAUCUAUAGGUGAAACUGGUCGUUUAUUCGUUAGAAAUCUUCCAUACAUCUGUACGGAAGAAGAUUUACGGAGAGAGUUUAUCAAAUUUGGACCACUCGCCGAAGUUCACAUGCCGCUUGAUAAAGAAACUAAGAAACAAAAAGGCUUUGCUUAUAUUCUUUAUCAUAUUCCCGAGCAUGCUGUCAUGGCUUAUAUAGAACUUGAUAACAAAUUUUUUAUGGGUAGAUUAUUACAUAUUUUGCCUUCUAGGGAAAGACCUACAUCACGCGACGUUGACCAAAGUAAAUGGAGUUUGAAAAAACAAAAAGAGAUGAAACUGAAAGCACAAGCAACAAACGACUUUAACUGGAGUACUUUAUAUAUGAAUAGCAAUUCAAUUGCCGAAUCCAUUGCAAAUAGAUUUAAAAUUAAAAAAUCGGACAUAUUAGAUCCCGAGAGUGACAAUAUGUCCGCUCGUCUUGCUCUUGCAGAAACACAUAUUAUACAAGAAACGAAAGCCUUUCUUUCCGAGAAUGGAAUGUGCUUAGAUUCCUUUGGAAAAAAGGAGAAAAGUGAUACUGUUAUCCUGGUAAAAAAUAUUACGUUCAGUACCACUAAAGAAGACUUGCAACAAUUAUUUGGAUGGUACGGAGAAAUUGGUCGCAUACUAAUACCACCGGCCCAAACUCUUGCUGUAAUAGAAUUCUUACAUCCAACGGAAGCUAGGAACGCAUUCACAAACCUUGCUUAUAAAAAGUUUAAGGGAGUUCCACUUUAUCUAGAAAAAGCGCCAAGUGGUGUUUUUAAAAAUGAUGAAUCAUCUGAACAAGAAGGAAAGAAAGUAGUAUCUUCUGCUGACCUUGUUGAACCUACACCUGAUAUAGAUGAUGAUAACGUCGAUGUUGAUUCUGAAGUGACUGCUACUCUAUUUGUGAAAAAUAUAAGUUUUGAAACUACAGAAGAAGGGCUAAAAAAUUUAUUCAAAAGUACUCCUGGUAUGAAAUCUGCAAAAAUAAGAAUGAAGAAUGAUCAAAAAAAUCCCGGUAAGAAGUUAAGUAUGGGAUUUGGUUUCAUUGAAUAUGAUAGUAUAAAAAAUGCAAAGAAUGCCUUAAAAGCUAUGCAGAAUUAUUUACUUGAUGGUCAUGCGUUACAACUGAAAUUUUCAAAUCCCUUUGAAACAACAAUAAAAGAAUUAAGGGAGUUAUUUGGUGCUUAUGGACAAAUUAAAUCACUUAGAAUACCAAAAAAAUUUGAUCGUACAUCACGUGGUUUUGCCUUUAUAGAGUUUUUAACGAAACGAGAUGCAAGAAAUGUUAUGGAAAAUUUACGAGAUACUCAUUUAUUGGGUAGACAUUUAAUAUUGGAAUAUGCUGAAACUGAAAAAAAUGUUGAAGAAUUAAGAGAGAAGGCUGGUAGAGAAUAUAUUGCCGACAUUGAAGGCGGAGACGGUAGAAUGAGAAAAAGGAAAAAGGUUGAUAUGGAAGAUUGGAAAGAAAGUCAACAUGAUGAUGAAAUGGAAGAAUAA
Molecule: messenger RNA, 2121 nt
Organism: Funneliformis mosseae
Lineage: Eukaryota; Fungi; Glomeromycota; Glomeromycetes; Glomerales; Glomeraceae
Source: the annotation of a GenBank genome assembly